Colletotrichum phormii is the source of this 1461-nucleotide messenger RNA. RefSeq lists its product as uncharacterized. The coding region runs from base 1 to 1461 and encodes 486 amino acids. Lineage: Eukaryota; Fungi; Ascomycota; Sordariomycetes; Glomerellales; Glomerellaceae. The transcript is spliced from 2 exons. The record is from RefSeq and is a predicted model, not a curated record.
AUGUCAUAUCCAGCGCCUGUUCAGCUUAGCCGCGGUGACAACCCCGAGAAGGUGCGCAUCGUCAUGAACAAUGGCGGCGAGAACGGCAACGUCGCCUUCGAGGGCGAGGCUUCGAGUGGCAUCGACUUCACGUCCAAUUUGGGAGAUCCGACAAGGUCAACCACGGACCAAGAAGGGAACAGGAUCACAUUCAACAUCACUUCCUUCAGUUCACACGAGCCAACAUCGUACACCAUCACGGUGGACAGUCCAUCUCACACUAUCAGGUGGACCGCGGCCGGCGGCGUCGAGGUCCGCAAGGCGUCUUGGUUGGCGAAGUCGAAUGAAGGAAACAAGUCGCACAUUAUGGAAACAUCUACAAGUCCCGAGAAUCCUUGGUCAGUUUCUGGGAAGAGCUCGGCGGGCGUUGCACCGCCGGCAGCUCCCACUGUAAAGCGUGAAGAAACCUACGCAAUGACCCUCGGCAACGGGACUCUUAUCCUGCCAAUAAUUGCGGAGAAGAUUGCAACCUACACAGGCUUCAGUAUGUAUAUUGAGCUUCAGUGGACAUCAGAAGAUAAAUCCGGCACGACGACGAGCGGGGCUUUCGCCGUCUUCAAUGGACCCUAUCUAUCUAUAGCGUAUGAAGAGGCAGUCGAAAAACUUGCGGCCAAACGCGAUAGCAAUUCAGUCGAACAGUUUGGCAGGGAAGAGGAGAGUGACUCAACAUCACCAUUACCAACAUCCACUACUCAGGCAACAGCCUCCCCCACGGCCUCCGUGAGCCCAGAUGCAUCACAACCAACCAUCAGCAGUGGUCCCAGCAACGGCGGCGGUAGUAGUAGCAGCGGCGGCAGUAGUGGAGGUCUUGCGCCAGGUGCCAUCGCCGGCAUCGUCAUCGGCAGUGUUCUCGGGCUCGCCCUCAUCGCGUUCCUGAUAUGGUUCUGCCUCCGCCGUCGUCGCCGCCGCGCAGACUACGUCUCGGACGGCGCGUACGGCCCCGGCCACAACCCCCACGAGUACCUCGCCGACAAGGAGACUCACGCCAGGGUGACCGAGUCACCACACUCGCCCUACACGGACGACGGACAGCACCAGCACUCCCAGCACCACCUCCAGCAGCAGACACAACCCCAAGAACAGCAUCACCUCUCGCGAGAACUGCAUCAGGACGAUCACAACGACGCCCUUGAGACCGGCGCCGCCGCCGCAGUACCUGCCUCAGCCAUCAGCGCCACGGAACACCACCAGCCUCCCUUUGCGCCGUACAGCGAGGAGCACGCAUCCAUCGCCUCACGGUCGGUCGAGGACAUGACCCGCAGCGGCGCCGGCGGUCCGCGCUCGUCGACGCCCAACGUCAACUCCAACGUUUCGCAUCUGAUUGAGGACGGCAUGACGGAGGACGAGAUCCGAAGGUUGGAGGAAGAGGAAAUGGCGCUGGACGCGGCCAUUGAGCAAGCCGGACCGCGUAGGAAGCCGUAG